CCAAAACACCGACCAAGAGACUUGAUCCCUUCUUACUCUUUCCUUUUUUAACACUCUCUAAAUAAAACUCAAAAGCUCCAAACAACAUCAUCUUGUAUUUGUCCAUACAACCAAUACGACCCUACUAAUACACUCUUCUAAUGAUGCUAAAUCAUGCACCUCACCUAAUCCUAAAACUCGCAUGUAUAAUCAUACAGUAAAACAAUCGAAUUCAUUACCAGUUUUACACCGAAUAGAUGAACGAUGACAGGUCGAAAGAAAUAGUGGCUUAAAGAAGAAAGCUGCCCUGUAGUUUUGGUGAAAGCCGGGUCGGUCCAGAUGAAUCAGCAGUUUCAUUAUCCCUCACAUGUCACUAGUAUGGUAGAGAAUCCUGCAUUGGUAAUGUAUAAAACUUUUACUUAAAGAGUAUGUCUCUCCUUUUACAAACCCUUUUAAGAGUAACCCGUGUGUUGCCUUCAGCCUCACGCUGGGGUCAAGUAAACAAGUCACGCCUUCCCAACACCUUAUAAUCACUAGUGUCUCUCUUCCCAGCUCCACAAAAUCAUGAAUCUCUUUCCAAAGUAUAUAUUAUGUUUCCUAUUUUUAUUUUUUUCUUUUGCCUUCGAACACUAUAAAAUCAGUUGCAUUAAUCGGUACCUUUCAUCCGCAUAUCUCUUUUUCCAUUAAAGAUGACCAGUUCAGCUGUCCCCUCCUUGUUUCGUCUUAGCUUCUGCUUGUUCAUUCUUCAAGUAAUGAACAUUGAAAGGUGUUGCGCUGCAACUAGGAUCUACCAGUUUAAAGUACAAACAAGGAGACUCACCAGGCUGUGCCAAACAAAAGAGAUUGUGACAGUCAACAGGAAGUUCCCUGGCCCUGCGAUAACCGCUCAAGAAGAUGAUAGAAUUAUCGUUAAUGUUAUCAACAUGACCCCCUAUAAUGCCACAAUUCAUUGGCAUGGUAUUAAGCAAAAACUAUCAUGUUGGUAUGAUGGUCCAUCUUAUAUCACACAGUGUCCAAUUCAGAGUGGACAGAGUUUCACAUACAAUUUCACAGUGGCGCAACAAAAGGGCACAUUUUUUUGGCAUGCGCACUUUUCAUGGCUUAGGGCUACUGUAUACGGUCCACUUAUUGUAUAUCCUAAAGCUUCUGUUCCUUACCCAUUCAAGAAACCUUUCAAAGAGCAUACAAUUCUCCUAGGAGAGUAUUGGCUUAAGAACGUGGUGGAGCUUGAAAAACAUGUACUAGAGAGUGGAGGACCUCCUCCUCCAGCAGAUGCAUUCACAAUUAAUGGUCAACCAGGACCUAACUACAAUUGCUCUUCUAAAGAUGUAUAUGAACUUGAGAUAGUGCCAAGGAAGACAUACCUGUUAAGGCUGAUAAAUGCUGGCAUUAACAUGGAGAGCUUCUUCACCAUAGCUAAUCACAGGUUAACCGUAGUGGAAGUAGAUGGCGAGUACACCAAACCUUUUACAACAGAGCGUGUGAUGCUUGUGCCUGGACAAACAAUGAACGUUCUUCUCACAGCUGAUCAAGCCAUUGAGAGAUACUCCAUCGCCAUGGGUCCGUACGAGUCUGCAAAGAAUGUCAAGUUUCAACACACAUCAGCGAUAGCUAAUCUCCAAUACUUUGGUGCCUUACCUAACAGUGUAACAUCACCAGCUAAGUUACCUAUCUUCAAUGACAAUACCGCUGUUAAGACUGUCAUGGAUGGGCUCAGAAGUCUAAACAAGGUUGAUGUUCCAAAAGAUGUUGAUGCUUAUCUCUUUAUCACAAUUGGGAUAAAUGUAAACAAGUGCAACUCUGAAAACCCAAACAACAAGUGCCAAGGCCCCAGACAAGGAAGAUUAGCAGCUUCAAUGAAUAACAUCAGCUUCAACGAACCCAAAGUCUCGAUUCUGGAAGCUUAUUACAAGAAACUCGAAGGAUACUUCACUUUAGACUUCCCAAUAGCGCCGGAAAAGUCCUAUGACUUUGUCAAUGGAGCACCAAAUGACAUAGCCAAUGACACGCAGGCUGAAAAUGGGACCAGAGCAAUGGUUUUCGAGUAUGGGAGCAGGAUACAAAUCAUCUUCCAGAACACUGGCACUCUCACAACUGAAAAUCAUCCAAUUCAUCUUCACGGACAUAGCUUUUAUGUUAUUGGCUAUGGCACAGGGAACUAUGAUCAACAAACAGCAAGAUUUAAUCUGGAGGAUCCUCCUUACUUGAACACUAUUGGAGUCCCAGUGGGUGGAUGGGCUGCAGUUCGGUUUGUUGCUGACAAUCCAGGGCUGUGGUUAUUGCAUUGCCAUUUCGAUAUACAUCAAACAUGGGGAAUGAGCACAAUGUUUGUAGUGAAAAAUGGCAAGACGGCGCUAGAGACUCUAUCUGAACCUCCUACAGAUCUACCAAAGUGCUAG
This is a messenger RNA of Eruca vesicaria subsp. sativa (arugula), 2378 nucleotides long. NCBI's taxonomy places the organism in Eukaryota, Viridiplantae, Streptophyta, Magnoliopsida, Brassicales, Brassicaceae. The record is from the annotation of a GenBank genome assembly.